Molecule: messenger RNA, 1491 nt
Organism: Peronospora farinosa
Lineage: Eukaryota; Oomycota; Peronosporomycetes; Peronosporales; Peronosporaceae
Source: the annotation of a GenBank genome assembly
AUGUCGCUCGAAAUGGCUGCGAUCUCAACGUCUAAUUGCAAGAAGACUGACGAUUGUUCUGUAAAGAUGGAGGCUGUACGUAUUCAGGAGCUCUCACUGGCAGGUAAUGGCAGUGUUUAUAAUUCACCCAAGCGCAAGCAGCGACCAGAAAGUGGAACUGUACCCACAGACUUGACGUUGCUCUUGACUGAAUUACCGACUAAUAAAAGACGUGGUAAUAAGCGAAUGUUAUUGACUUUAGUACCAGAUGAAGCACGACGAGGUGGUGAAGUAAUAGAAGUCGAGGGGCUGCUAAGGGUCGCGGAACAGAUUGAUAGAGGACAGACGCAGCAGAAUCCAGCAGUAUUUCGGACACUCGGAUCGUUCUAUUGUGUAUUGGUACGGAAGAGUCUGGGGUUGUUUCUAGAGACUGUGUCGAAGGACAGUCCUCACACUAUUGUGCUUAAUAUGGACACCAUGGACUUGGUGCAUGAACCUUUUGAGAGCGAUUGCAAUUUUCAAUUGCGUUAUCGACAAAGCGAACGGAGAGAAAGUGGCAAUAGACAAUGUGCGUUUUCGUACGUCUUUAUGACUUCGACCAAGGAAGAGUGUGACAAGUGGCGCAAUGGUAUUCUCAGACACCAAGUAUCUGACACCGGCAGCGAUCAGAAAAGAUUUGUGAACAAACCGUUAACAGGUUCUGGAUUGAUUUCAGGGUCUGUUCCACAGAGUGCCGACUCAAAUGCACAAAGUGAGGAGCAGCAGCAGAGACAGCAGACUGAAGGACCUCACGAGCACCCGCAGCCAUCCCUUGGAGAGUUUUUGUGCUCUACGCCUUCAAAGACCAAGCACUUCAUCAUGGUACGUCAUGGCCACUACAUUAAUGCUCACAUGCCGCAAGUGUCGGACUCGCAACAAGUCCUCUCGCAGAUGGGAAGGCAGCAAGCAGAGCUCACAGGCAAACACCUAGAGGUGGCACACGCCCGGAUUCCAACCCGACAUGACGUGUCCGUGUAUCACAGUGAUAUGACACGUGCGGUGGAGACAGCAGCUAUCAUCGCCACUUACUUUGGAGAGGUCUCGUUGAAUUCGAGCUCGCUACUGCGGGAAGGGUGGCCAGGAACACCGUAUUCCUCUGAUUUCACCGCGAGAAGCGGAGUCACUGCUGCAUGCAACAACGGUGCAUUUCAAGCGAUGCAGAAACGAACUAGUGUGGAUGUGGAGCGUAUGGAGAAGGCGUUUAACUGGUUUUUCUUUGACCCACGCCAAACCCAUGAUGGAAAUGACGAGGAGUCCUAUUGCGUACUUGUGUGCCAUGCCAACCUGAUCAGGUUCUUUUUGUGUCGUGCACUUGGCGUUGAUCCUGCAACCACGUGGGGUCAUUUCGAAAUCAACCACUGUGGCGUCACGCGCAUCGACGUGUGCGCCGAUCGGCCGAUCAAGGUCAUUGCAGUAAACGAAACUGGUCAUCUACCGCUAUCCCUCAUCACGUCCAGUGAAGAUCAUCUAUAA